Molecule: messenger RNA, 1737 nt
Organism: Ricinus communis (castor bean)
Lineage: Eukaryota; Viridiplantae; Streptophyta; Magnoliopsida; Malpighiales; Euphorbiaceae
Exons: 6
Coding region: 1-1737 (578 amino acids)
Source: RefSeq, a predicted model, not a curated record
AUGAAAGAAGUGGUAAAGAAGGAGGUAAUUAAACUUCUUGAUGUAGGUUUGAUAUAUCCCAUUUCUGACAGUUCGUGGGUUAGUCCUGUGCAGGUUGUACCCAAGAAAGGAGGCAUCACAGUGGUAAGGAAUGAGAAGGAUGAGCUGAUCCCGACUCAGACGGUAACAGGCUUCCGGGUUUGCAUUGAUUACCGUAGGCUUAAUGAUGCAACUCGGAAGGACCACUUUCCUCUUCCUUUCAUUGAUCAGAUGAUUGAACGUUUAGCAGGUCACAUGUUUUAUUGUUUUCUUGAUGGCUUUUCAGGUUACUUUCAAAUUCCUAUUGCACUUGAGGACCAAGAGAAGACUACUUUCACCUGCCCUUAUGGGACGUUUGCUUAUAGACGGAUGCCAUUCGGACAGUGCAAUGCACCAGCUACAUUUCAGCGGUGCAUGAUGGCUAUUUUUGAGGACAUGAUUGAGGAGUCUAUGGAGGUAUUUAUGGAUGACUUCUCUAUUUUUGGUAAUUCUUUCUCUCUUUGUUUGGCAAACCUUGAGCGCAUGUUAGCUAGAUGUAUUGAGGCUAACUUGGUACUAAACUGGGAAAAAUGUCAUUUCAUGGUGAGAGAGGGGAUUAUUUUAGGGCAUAAGAUCUCUCAGGCUGGGAUGGAGGUGGAUAGAGCUAAGGUAGAAGUAAUAUCUAAGCUACCUCCUCCUAGUUCUGUUAAGGCUGUUAGGAGUUUUCUGGGCCAUGCAGGGUUUUAUAGGAGAUUUAUUAGAGAUUUUUCUAAGAUUGCUAGGCCCCUCACUCAAUUGUUAGUUAAGGAUGUACCUUUUAUUUUUGAUGAUGCAUGCGUGGCAGCUUUUGAGUUACUGAAGAAACUUCUAACUAUAACCCCAAUCAUGGUGAUUCGUUGUGUAUAUGGCGAGGAGACUCUCCAAAUAUUGAAGCAAUGCCAUGAGGGACCCACUGGAGGUAAUAUCUCUUCUCGUGAUGAGAUGCCUCAAAUUAGUGUGCAAGUCGUUGAAAUUUUUGAUGUCUGGGGCAUCGACUUCAUGGGACCCUUUCCCUCUUCGUAUGGUAAGGAGCGACAAUGGCAGUUGAGUGAGCUAGAUGAGUGGCGCCAGCAGGCAUACGAAAACUCCUCAACUUAUAAAGCAAGGACUAAGAAAUGGCAUGAUCAAAGGAUUCGUGAGCCUAAGGAAUUUCAGGUUGGGGAUCGAGUCGCUUUACAACUCUCGCCUUCGUCACAUUUCCGGAAGCUACAGACUCGUUGGUCUGGACCAUUUCAGAUCGGACAAGUCUUUCCAUAUGGAGUGGUAGAGUUGCAUCAUCCAGAGAAGGGGAACUUCAAAGUGAACGGCCAUCGGCUAAAGCGAUAUCAUUGUAACUCGUUGGAUAGUGAGCAACGAGUUGACCUGGCUUUACCAUCUACUUCAGCUCCUUCUGGCUCUUCAUCAGCUGUUUUAGGAGUCUCUCCAAUUGAGUUUAGAGAGCUGCAGCUUACAAGUCGAGUUCUAGAGCAGAGCCAUUUUGACAUCCCUUUAGUAGAUGAUCCAGCUGGCCCUCCCUCUCUGACUGAGCACCCUUCAACACAGCAGCCUGACAAGCCUCCUAUUGAUGCUGCUCCUGCUGAUCCACUAGCUCUUGCAUGUGACACUACUUUCGAUCCUCAGAGAGCAGCCACUCAUCCACCACAGACCAGCCAGCGCCCUGAUAUACCUGCUGAUGCACCUCUUUUCACUCUGGAGCUAUAG